This is a messenger RNA of Closterium sp. Naga37s-1, 2757 nucleotides long. NCBI's taxonomy places the organism in Eukaryota, Viridiplantae, Streptophyta, Zygnematophyceae, Desmidiales, Closteriaceae. The record is from the annotation of a GenBank genome assembly.
AUGAAACCGAACCUAGGAGAAGGAGAGCGAUGUUGUUUCGGGCUUGCAUGCAGGUCAUCGAUUGUGCGUUGCCGGGCGUCCACGUCACGUGGCCCUGACGACCAAUCAGAGGCAGAAGCUGUGCCAUCACGCGAGCAGGCCAAGGCGGGUGAUGCGGUGCUCGCCUCGGACAGCGCGGAUAACGCGGAUCGGCCUUCCCAAGGGCCAGGCGGCGGCAGCAGCAACAGGGGUGCGGCGAGCUACAGCUCCUCCCGUGCCGCAGGCCCCACGCGUCCCGCGUCUCUCGCCACGGAGCCCUCUGCCGCCGCUGCCUCCGCGCCUGCUGCGAGAGCAGGAGCAGCGCGCGGGGACGAUGGUGCAGGAGGGGGGACAGAGAAAGCAGAGGAGGCGGGGGAGGAGGGGGAAGAGGGGGAGGAGGGGGAUGAUGGGGAUGAUGGGGAGGAAGGUGGGGAAGGGGAGGUGCGUCGCACGUUGUGGUUUCCGUUGAACCUGGUGGCGGCGGCGGCGGCGGCGGUGGCGCAGAGCAGGGUGGCGCGCAUGGUGGCGGCGUGGCCGCUGUGGCAGCAGAGGCGGCGGCUGCGCCAGCUGCAGGAGGCGGCGGACGGCAGUCCAGGGGACGCGCGCAGACAGGCGGAGUACCUGGCGGAGCUCCUCCGUGCCGAGUCAGUGCCGCGCGCCCUGCGCCCAUCGCCUCCCUGCCUCCCCCUCCCGCUGCCUCGCCUCCCCAUGCUGCUCGCUUCCCUGUCCCGCCCCGGGGCAGUGGUGCAGCGCUUUGAGGCGCGGCAGCAUGCGGCAGACGCGGAGGGAGUGGCCAUCUACCUCAGGGCUCUCGUUGCCACCGACCGCCUCUCUUCCUUCCUCCCCUCCCAUGACAACGCCCGCCCCGCCUCCCUCCCCUUGCUCCUGGAGGAUUUGAAGCAGCGCGCCACGUCAGACGAGGGCCAGCUGGGGCUGCCACCUGGCACCACGGAGCAGACGCCCCUGCACGUCGUCAUGGUGGAGAGGGAGGUGAAGCCGCUGUCACGGGGCCUGCGCGUGCUGCAGGAGCUGCUCUCAGCGCUGCUCGCCUGCUUCCUCGGCCUCCUCAUCUGGGCGGCAGCAACGACGGCGUUGAGGCGCUACGCCAGUGGAGUGGCCGGCAUGGGGGGUGGGGGGAUGGCGGGGGGCCCAGCAGCGGGCAUGGGGGCGGGCGGGGCGGGCGUGUACUCGCCCAAGGAGUAUAACAAGGAGACCAUGCCCGAGAAGAGUGUGCGCACGUUCAAGGACGUGCGGGGGUGUGACGAGGCCAAGGCGGAGCUGGAGGAGAUCGUGGAGUAUCUGCGCGCCCCCGACCGCUUCACCCGCCUUGGGGGCAAGCUGCCAAAGGGGGUGCUGCUGAUCGGCCCACCAGGCACGGGCAAGACGCUGCUCGCCAAGGCCAUAGCGGGCGAGGCGGGGGUGCCCUUCUUCUACCGCGCCGGCUCUGAGUUCGAAGAGAUGUUCGUGGGAGUGGGGGCAAGGCGGGUGCGCACCUUGUUUCAAGCGGCCAAGAAGAAGGCGCCGUGCAUAGUGUUCAUAGAUGAGAUUGACGCGGUGGGGGGCAGUCGCAAGCAGUGGGAGGGGCACAGCAAGAAGACGCUCAACCAGCUGCUCGUUGAGAUGGACGGCUUCGAACCCAACGAGGGCAUAAUAGUGAUGGCGGCCACCAACGUGCCGGACAUGCUCGACCCCGCCCUCACCCGCCCCGGCCGCUUCGACCGCCACGUGGUGGUGCAGGCACCGGACAUGCGGGGCAGGAGGGAGAUCCUGGAGCUGUACCUGGAGGGCAAGCCGCUGCACGCUGAUGUGGACGUCGCCACUCUCGCCAAGGGCACUCCCGGCUUCAGUGGGGCAGACCUGGCGAAUCUGGUGAACAUGGCGGCGGUGAAGGCGGCGCUGGACGGCGUGGCGGCGGUGGGGCGGGAGCAGCUGGAGUUCGCCAAAGACAAGAUCCUCAUGGGGGCCGAGCGCCGCUCCCUCGUGCUCUCCCAGGCUUGUCGCAAGAACACGGCGUACCACGAGAGUGGGCACGCGCUGGUGGCGCUGCACACGCCGCACGCGCUGCCCAUCCACAAGGCCACCAUCAUGCCGCGCGGGGCCGCGCUGGGCAUGGUCACGCAGAUGCCCGAUGAGGACUUUGAGACGAGCCGCACGCGCGCGCAGAUGCUGGCGCGGCUGGACGUGUGCAUGGGGGGGCGCGUGGCGGAGGAGGUGGUGUUCGGCGCGCAGCACGUCACCAGCGGGGCGCGGGACGACCUGCGGCAGGCCACGCGGCUGGCGCGGCAGAUGGUGCGCGAGUGCGGCAUGAGCGACAAGCUGGGGCCCGUCUUCAUUGACGGCGACGGCGCGGGGGAGGGGCGCGUGAGCGGCGAGGUGCUGCGCGUGGCGGAUGCGGAGGUGGCACGGCUGCUCAGAGAGGCGUACGCACGCGUCACCACCCUCCUCAAGCAGCACGAGCAGCAGCUGCAUGUGCUGGCAGCAGCGCUGUUGGAGCGCGAGACAAUGACAGCCGACGACAUCAAGAAGCUCCUCGCCUCCCCUGCCACUGCCACUGCCACUGCCACUGCCACUGCCCUCUCGCCUGCCGCCGCUGCGACUAAUGCCGAUGAUCUCUCCAGGCCACUCACCCCAGCAGACCUCCAAGCACUCCCAUCUGCUCUCUCUGCAGCGCCUGCUGCUUUCUCCGCUGCCUCACCUCCCUCCCACGACUCUGCUGCACCCGUGCCUGCUGCAUGCUGA